GAAUCUCCAUUUUCCUGUGUAGGUAAGAUGAAGAUGAUCAAACUGACACAACAAUUACUCUGGGGGUUCAUUUUGCUCUGCACAGUAAACCUCAGCAUCCAGCAAGUGUCCAGUGGCAACCAAAGCUCUCGAGGACAAAGAGGGUCAUCACAGGAGAGGACGGGGACAUGUGAAGUGGUUGCGGCUCAUCGCUGCUGCAAUAAGAAUAAGAUUGAAGAGCGCUCUCAAACAGUCAAGUGUUCUUGCUUCCCCGGACAGGUAGCUGGGACAACAAGGGCACUGCCCUCUUGUGUUGAAGCCUCCAUUGUGCUUCAGAAAUGGUGGUGUAAAAUGGAGCCGUGUCUGCAGGGGGAGGAGUGUCGAGUUCUCCCUGACCUCACUGGUUGGUCAUGCAUCUCUGGGAACAAAGUGAAGACCACGAAGAGUAUCCAACUUAUCCGAGACACACGCUUUACCAGCCUUUGGGUGGCACGGUAGCAAGACAGAAGCUUCUGCUAAAGAGUUCAAUCUUCACCUGACCUGCUGCUGUCAACUUUUGCAAUAUUGGACCCCUCACAGACAAAGCAGAGAUAAACAGAUAUUUAAUUAGAUAUCUCCUGGCUGAGCUCAAAACUGCAGAAACUUAUUAUUUAAUUUUCAUUUUUCUUUGAAUAGUUUUGUUUUGUGUUAAUCCCCUAGAGAGAACAAUCCAUUAAAUUUGACAAGAG
Xiphophorus maculatus (southern platyfish) is the source of this 707-nucleotide messenger RNA. RefSeq names its product protein FAM19A4-like. NCBI's taxonomy places the organism in Eukaryota, Metazoa, Chordata, Actinopteri, Cyprinodontiformes, Poeciliidae. The record is from RefSeq and is a predicted model, not a curated record. Bases 28 to 477 code for a protein of 149 amino acids. The transcript has 5 exons. Gene Ontology annotation, molecular function: receptor ligand activity.